CACUUUUUCGGGUCACUGACCGACCCCUUCGUUAACACCUGACCUUUCCUGUACUGGAUGUCGUUUUUCGAGUCGUACAGCAGCUGCAGGUCCAGCUGGAGGUUCCUUUUAACUCCUUGUUGUGCUCUCAGCUUCUGCCGUGUGAGCUGCGGUCAGCUCACCUGCAGAGUCUGGAUCUCUGAACCCACAGAGUCCAGUCGGGCCCACUGAUCUGACUUCGGCCUCACGGAUCAAUCGUGCGGCGCAGCAGUGGAAGCUCUCCUUUGGAUUAUUAUCUGCCAUAACAGCUGGAUUAUUGGUGCACAUCUGGGCAAGGGUGCUGUGGAUCAGAUUGUUCUGAUUCGGACCUGGAGGAGGGCUUGAAAACGUGCCAGUGGUCCAGAGUCGGUUCUGGUUACCUUGUUUGAUUGACAGGCUGUGUCGGGGAGGCCCCUCCCCCCUCUGAGGAGUCCUGGUUACCAUGCUGCAUGCUCAACAGAGGGAUCAGUUUGAGAACUUGGAGAAGCAUACCCAGUGGGGCAUCGACUUUGUGGAGCGCUACACCAAAUUUGUCAAAGAGCGGUCAGAGAUCGAACUCAACUAUGCAAAGCAAAUCAGGAACCUGUCUAAGAAAUACCAGCCGAAGAAGAACGCCAAGGAGGAGGAAGAGAACAAGUACACGUGGUGUCGUGCGUUCUUUACGUCCCUGAAUGAGCUGAACGAUUACGCCGGCCAGCAUGAGCUCAUCGCAGAGAACAUGACGUCACAGAUCAUCGCUGAGCUCACGCGAUACAUACAGGACCUCAAGUCAGAGAGGAAGUCCCAUUUCCAAGAUGGACGCAAAGCUCAGCAGCACAUUGAGAACAGCUGGAAGCAGCUGGAACAGUGUAAGCGGAAUUUCGAGAGGGCGUGUAAGGAGGCAGACAGAGCGCAGCAGCAUUUUGAGAAAAUGGAUGCUGAUAUCAAUGUGACGAAGGCCGACGUGGAGAAGCGAUGUUACCUUAAGGCGAGGCAGCAGGCUCAGUUGAGACACCAGAUGGCGGCGGACUGUAAGAGCGAGUAUUCUAACUACCUGCAGAAAUUUAACCAGGAACAGACCGAACAUUACCACACACUCAUCCCCAACAUCUUCCAGAAGAUCCAGGAAAUGGAGGAGAGGAGGAUCGAGAGACUGGGAGAGUCCAUGAAGACCUUUGCUGAGGUGGACAGACAGAUUCUGCCCAUUGUAGGGAAGUGCCUGGACGGCAUGACCAAAGCGGCCGAGAGCAUCGAACCUAAGACUGACUCGGCGCAGGUGGUGGAAUCAUAUAAAUCGGGUUUCGAGCCCCCGGGCGACGUCGAGUUUGAAGACUACGGUCAGGCAAUGAAGAGGACGGCGUCGGAAACCAGUCUGACGAACUCUCGCCCUGACGUCAAGGCAGACAAAUCCAGCAAGGGCAAGAGCAAACUCUUCUUCUUCAAGAAGAACAAGCUUAUGUCCCUGUUAACGUCCCCUGCACCUCGUCAGCCCCCCCCAGAACCCCCCUCACCUUCUGCUGUGACCCCUGACCCCUGCCCCACCCCCCAGACCCCCAAACAGCCCAAGGAGGCCCUAUCGCACCGCUUCAACGACCUCAUGACCUCCAAGCCCAAAAUGCACUGCCUCAGGAGCCUGCGGCGCGGGUCUCCGCAGUCCCUUCACUAUCAUAAAGAGCUGAUGAAGAGGACUCUCGGCCGGCCUACUUAUGCUUUCGAGGCCAGGCAAUACGUCCUCUCUCUCAAGCUGAUCUCGCUCAAUGCCCACGUGCGGAACCUUAUCGAGGGUGCGAAUCCGGAGGACUUCAGUCACCUGCCUCCAGAGCAGCGGAGGAAGAAACUGCAGGCGAAGAUCGACGACAUCAAUAAAGACAUACAGAAAGAGAUGGACCAGAGGGACGCGUUGACUAAAAUGAAGGAUGUGUAUGUGAAGAACCCCCAGAUGGGAGACCCCAGCAGUGUGGACCCCCGCCUUGCAGAGAUCGGCCAACACAUUGACAAACUACAGGCCGAGCUGCAGAAAUUUGAGGGCUGGUUAGCGGAGGUGGAGGGCAGAAUGCCGACGAGAAGUGAAUCCUCUCACAGACAGAGCGUCGUUUAUGAGACGCAGAACAGCACGCCACCCACCAACAACAGCUGCGCUCAGGACCGGGAAAGCAGUCCGGAUGGCAGCUAUACUGAGGAGCAAAGCUCUGAGCUCCAGCCGAAAGUUCAGACCGACCCGGAAUUUGACGAGUUUGAAGAAGAAAUGCUGCCCACCAUCGGAACCUGCAAAGCUCUCUACCCAUUUGAAGGUCAGAAUGAAGGCACUCUGGCGCUGGUGGAGGGGGAGGUGCUGUUUGUGAUUGAGGAGGAUAAAGGAGACGGCUGGACGCGUGUUCGACGGAACGAGGAAGAAGAGGGUUACGUCCCCACGUCCUAUGUAGAAGUCUUCCUCGACUCCAACGCCAAAGGCCUCUAUCUGUGGGAUUAGAGGUUGUGUUCAACCUGUUCCAGAGGAUUCCUAAAAGUGUGAGAGGACGACACAGGACAAGUGACCAGAUGUGGGAAAAACACCACUCCUUAACUGAGAGAGAGAGAGAGAGAGAGAGAGAAGUGAUGACGUUGAUGAUGAUGAUGAUGAUGGACAAAACAGAAAGAAGAGGCGUAGCCGUCUGAAUCUGUGUCUGCUGUAGAGAGUUUCUGAACCAUGGAGCCAAUCAGAGAAGAGCGAAAUAAUCUAAUACAAAUCUAUCACCCAUUUCUGUUCUUUACAAUAAGGUCAAUUUUUGUUUUCUACAUGUACUAAUUUCGCUUCUUUGCUAUGCACUGACGCCGAGCUGACUAGCAGCGAUAACUGAGCUUCCGCCUGUAUAUGUGUGCGUGUCCACGGCCUGUUGGCUUCACGUCCAGCACCCUGCCCUGUCCCUGAAACAGGAUUGCCACAGAUGGUCACGCUGAGAAGCCUGCUCUGCCUCCAAAGCCACAUUCGUCUGUCUGGGAUAAUGGUCCCGAACAUCUUUACAUAAUCUAGGUAAUUUACUGAGUUAAAAAACAGCCAUAAUUAACUUCAGUCAUCCAUCCAUCCAUCCAUUUUCUAAGCCGCUUCUCCCUCAGGGUCGCAGGGAACUUCAGUCAUAACUGACUUCAUUUAUUGUCAGCAGUGGUUGGAAAAACAUAUUCUGCUCAAGAUGGAAAAGCAAAUUAUUCACCUUUACUACUCACUCGUUUACUAGUUAGUUCAAAAUUGUUAACCUAAUCUGGGCCAUGUUUUGCAUUAUUCAGAGCUAAACAAUAAAGACUGGACAUCUGAGAGAGCAAGGCCAACAAUGUUCUUUGGGCUCACUUACGGAUGGCUGUGGCAUCACCUGACGAAAGGCGACUGUUGCCCCACUUGCACCACUUGGGAGCCCCUGUAUUUGACUUUCAGUAGUACCAAACGUGGUCCUUUCUGACUUCCCUCUUUUCAUUUUCAGUGGAGUUGAUCACCGAAACGCUACCAGUUUCUGUUUAGAGCAGGUGCAUCUCUCAAGUAUAGUGUAGUGGGGCACAUGUUGUUCUGAAUCAGGGCAGGGGACCCAUCCUUUCUUUUUAUUUUGUUGAUAAACAAGCUCAGCGUCCAUUAACCUGCAAGCCUACAUGGGCAUAUGAGACUAGUGUACCAGGGCUGCAUGAUAUCGUUUGCCAGACAGUUUUACCACAGAUUAAGUGAACAAGCCCACUAAGUGUUUGAUUGUGCACUGUAAACGUCCUGGCCAGAUCACCGUUGGACGAAACCAAGGCAUUCAUCCAUCCAAUACAAAUCAUUUUAGUAAAAAUAAUGCAAGUCAUCACAUCAGGGCAAGGCGUACUGAAAUCUCGACAUGAAGAGGUAAUCGUGCAGCCCUGCAGUAAACCUCCUGCGCUUCUGCUUUCAGCACUUCAUACCUUCAGGCUGCUUCCGUGGCAUAUAUGCAAACACUGUUGAGUUACUUUUUAUUUUCUUUUUUUUCCAAGUCCUUCAGGUGUGGGAGAGUGCAUUCUGGUUAAGAAUGUGAUUGAAGUCCUAUCGUUAUUUGUAUGUGUUGCUAAUGAUAGCCAUUUGGUGGCCACUUGGUCUUAUCCUGUGGAUUUAUUGAGCCCAUUUUGAGCCGCCCAGAACACUGCAGGUGUAGUCUAUCCGCUCAUUUGAUCCCACGACGCGUCCAGAUCGCAGAGCUGACUUAGGACCGGUUUCCUCCCUUUCAGCUUUCCUGAAAGAGCAAAUGGAAACAGUUCUUACAUCGGAGUUUACACUGAAGGCUCUAUCAGAUAAUAUGAAGCUUGUGGUUCAUUAUUCCAGAGAUCUGUGUGAACAUUUUAACGCUUUCAAUUGGAGCCUGCCGGGCCUGACUGGGUGGUAAUCUUAUCUUAGGAAAAAGAAGAAAAACAACACACAGUGUGGGUCCAUGGCUUUAUUCUGUAGUAUGUGUGACUGUAGACAAAUUCCGAUUUGCUUCCUGGGCUUCUCUGCAUUUCACAGGAAGCGUUUGUUGUUUUUCUUUGUUCUUUGUUAAGUCUUCGACGUUUGUCGCGAAUCUCACACGGACUACUCAUCCUGCUCUCUACGGCACAUAACUGAUUUUAGUGUUUUGGUUUUAACUUUCUUACUUUAUAUUUUACACUCAUCAUUGGUCAGAGAGAUUUUAGAUAUUUUUUAUUUUAUAGCAGUUUUUAUUUUCUUAUGCUGAAUGAUUCAAUUGUACCUGAUUUUUUUCCAGAUCAUUAUUCAGGUUGGGCGGAAUGAGGGUAAAGAUCUGCACCGCUUUAUUAAAAUAUGACUAAUUGAAAACGACGACGACAAAUUUCUGUUCCCCGUUCGAACAGCUAAAAAUACAUUUAUGUUUCAGAGCAGUCACUGACUACGGGAGUUAAUAGAAAGAGGAGAAAAUCUGAAGCAGGAAAAUCCUCCGAGAAAACUUGAUAGCAGCUCAGCGACAGCUAAUAGCUCCACUCGCCUCAGAACACGUUCAGAUUUCACUCUAACUCGACUCCAACGACGCCGAUAUCCUCUAAACAGCCCUCGUUUUAGCUUCGGUGAGCUGUAACUGAGCCUGUGGUGUGCUGUGUGGCACAUUUAGCCUGCUAACUAAGCUGUGGUUAGCUUAGCCAAAAAACGCUACAGUCCAAAACACCAACAAACAGGUUCUGUUUCAGCUUUCUGUCAGACAGUUUGACUUUUAUUCUCUCAGAAAUGAGUGUUUUUAUCCUCUGCACGUUUCAGUAGAGCAGCAGUGGGUCAGAAUGAACCUGUUCUGAGGGGUGUGACACUGUUUGGCUCUGAAGCUGCUUGCUAAACUAACGUUAACAUAUUUCAGAUCCAAAUACCACAGAACAGGUUGAAUUUCUCCCUUUCUGUCUCUUCAGCGCCGGUUGCUCGACGUCACCUCCUCAGAUUUGAAUCAUUGUCAACUUGUUUUGGUGCUUUUUUAGUCAGAAUCUGUGGAGAGCAGAGCUGUUAUCAUGCUAGCUAAGCUAAUGCUAACUUUUCUCUCCUACUUAGCGGCCCUGUUUAACCCUCAGCAGACAUUUUGACUUUUGACUUGAACGUCAUGCGCCGUGUUCACUCAUUUGGUUACGACGUUUUACCAGAUUUUUCCCCGGUAAUACUGUAUACCGCCGAAAUACUUGGAGACAGUCUGAAGGGAUUAAAACAGACGAUACUGCCCAACCUGCCUCAUUAUAAAGCCAUCUUCUGGAAGCCAAAACAUAAAACAGAUCAACAUAAUAAAUAUUGACCGAAUCCCAAAUGCAGUCUUAUUCUCACGUCAUCAACCCGUUCUGUCAAGCGCUGAUCCAUUCCGCUGUCAUGACUGACCGCUUAUAGUUUUAUUGCUGAGCUGUAAAUAUAAAAAACCUGUAAUAAAGUUAGAAAAUACCUGAACACAGGGGCUAAGAUGCCCCACAAAGCGGAACCUUUCAAUCUCCCUUCAGCCCUUUUCAGGCAAACCACAAAAUGUGUGUAUUUGACUUGUUUGGGCUUUGCUACUAGCCACACAUGAUGUGCUUGGCUCUGCAGUGAAGGGCAUCACACACAUGCAGAGGCCUCCAGGUCAACAACGCCGCUCCCAAACAGAGAUAUAUAAAUAUAUAUAAAUAUAAAUCUAUAAAUAAGAGUAAACUACAAAACAACGAAGAAAAAAAAUCUAUUUUUAAGGUUUUGACUAAUAAAACGUGUUCCGAGAAUUUCUUUUCUCUGCUCUGCUAAGCAAAUAAACCUUUUUUUGUCAUGUCUCUAUUUUUGGUGUUCUGCCAAAUGGUGUUUUUGCACUUUUAAUUUUGGUCUGUGUUCUGUUCGUUAAGCUUGUGUUUCGGAGCACUGAAUACUUCAUACUGUGUUAACUGUGCCAAUUAAACAUACACAGGAAAAAUCA
Messenger RNA from Pygocentrus nattereri (red-bellied piranha), 6365 nucleotides. RefSeq names its product formin-binding protein 1 (gene fnbp1b). NCBI's taxonomy places the organism in Eukaryota, Metazoa, Chordata, Actinopteri, Characiformes, Serrasalmidae. Gene Ontology annotation, molecular function: protein binding. Bases 461 to 2467 code for a protein of 668 amino acids. The record is from RefSeq and is a predicted model, not a curated record. Gene Ontology annotation, biological process: signal transduction. The transcript is spliced from 21 exons.